This is a messenger RNA of Perkinsus marinus ATCC 50983, 1692 nucleotides long. RefSeq names its product ubiquitin-activating enzyme e1b, putative. Gene Ontology annotation, cellular component: cytoplasm; SUMO activating enzyme complex. NCBI's taxonomy places the organism in Eukaryota, Perkinsozoa, Perkinsida, Perkinsidae. Bases 1 to 1692 code for a protein of 563 amino acids. The transcript has 17 exons. The record is from RefSeq and is a predicted model, not a curated record. Gene Ontology annotation, molecular function: SUMO activating enzyme activity. Gene Ontology annotation, biological process: protein sumoylation.
AUGAUUGCAUACCUGGGUGAGGAAGAGGCCGCGAGAGUUGCCAACGCUCGACUGUUGGUGGUCGGAGCUGGUGGCAUAGGCUGUGAGCUGCUGAAGGAUCUUAGCAUGAUGGGGGUCCGGAACGUGACCACCAUCGACCUGGAUACAAUUGAUGUUUCCAAUCUCAAUCGACAAUUCUUGUUUCGGCGGCAUCAUGUGAACCGACCGAAGGCCGAAGUCGCCUCGGAGGCCGCCAUGGCCUUCAACAAGGAGGUGAAAAUUGAUGGGAAGUUGGGAAACGUGAAGGACCCGCAAUAUUCCUCGACAUUCUUCUCCUCUUUCGACGUGGUCCUCAAUGCUCUCGAUAACGUGGAUGCGAGACGCCAUGUUAAUCGCCUUUGUUUGGCGACUAAGCGGCCGCUUAUUGAGGCUGGAACAACUGGAUUCACUGGACAGUGUACGGUCAUAUAUCCGCAGCAGAGUGAAUGCUAUGAGUGCACGAGCAAGGCUGCCCCGAAGGUUUACCCGGUAUGCACUAUUCGAUCGACACCCUCAACCCCCGUGCAUUGCAUACAAUGGGCGAAAUUACUGUUCGAACUCAUGUUUGGCAUUGAAGAUGACAACAGUGUGUUGGCCGAUCUGAAGGAACCUCUCAAUAGACUACGCUCUUCAGAUGAUGACGCGUCGGUGAAAGAGGACGAGAUACGACGAGAAGCUGUGGCUAUCUUCAAUCAUCUCUUCUGCAAUGACAUCAGGUCUCAGCUGGAAUUGACAAACCUCUGGGCUGACGGCAAGCGGCAGGCUCCCAUACCACUGAGCUUCAACGAGGCGGUGGCGACAGGAUCUGAGGAGGAGAAGGACGUACAAGCGGUGUGGUCAGUGGCGAAGCAGGCUAGAUUAUUCGUGGACACGGUGAGUCGCAUAUUCUCUAGCAGAAGGGACGAGAUCGGUACCAUGGCCUUCAGCAAGGACGACAAGAUGGCCGUCGACUUUGUUUGUGCUGCAUCGAAUAUGAGAAUGCACAACUACCACAUACCGCUGCAAAGCCGGUGGUCAGUCGAGUCUAUUGCUGGCGCGAUUGUACCUGCGGUUGCGACCACGAACUGUAUUGUUGCCGGUUUGCAGUGUACCAAUCUCCUUGCGAUUUUGCGAGAAAUUCCUCGGUGCGAGCAAGAUCGCAGCAGAAAAUACCCAGAUCCUGCUGGGAAGAACAUCCUUGUUCCUGACGCGUUCUUGCCGCCUAACCCGGAUUGUUACGUCUGUCAAAGCUCCUGGGUGACGGUAACCCUAAACGACUUGGGAAAGUGGACUGUGCAGGACUUCGUGACGAAGGUGCUGAAGAAGCAGCUUGGAGCAUCAGCCCCUUUUUUGGUCUUCCAAGGUAACGUGAUUUAUGAGGUUACUACGGAUGAGGACGAGGAUGACGAAGAUGAAGGUCUGCAUCCGGAAUGGUCGCUGAAGCAGUGGGAUAUCGAACCAGGAAGCCUCAUUGACGCCACUGACGAUAUGCAGUCAUGGAGUACUCAGAUUGUGCUACUCGAGGAUCCCAGUAUGAGUGAGGAAGACCAUCCGGAGCUGUUCACUAUCUCCCGCGGACAACAACAGGCUGCUUCUCCAACUGAGAAACGAACCUUGGACGAUGGUACUGUGGAAGAGUUGCCCAAGCGCAGGAAGCUGAACGAUGAGAAGACUAACAUUCACAACGGUCACUGA